This is a messenger RNA of Colossoma macropomum (tambaqui), 3423 nucleotides long. RefSeq names its product transmembrane protein 51b (gene tmem51b). The coding region runs from base 328 to 1146 and encodes 272 amino acids. The transcript is spliced from 4 exons. Lineage: Eukaryota; Metazoa; Chordata; Actinopteri; Characiformes; Serrasalmidae. The record is from RefSeq and is a predicted model, not a curated record.
UCCGGAACCCGCCGAGCGUUAAGACCCGGCAGCGAAGGCGCACCGGUUGGAGCCGAUUUACAAAGUUCCUGUUUCUGAUAGCCCGCAACAAAAGGAAGAGAGAAAACUGGAGACAGAGGAGAACACACCGAAAGUACUCGAAAACACUACUUCUCUCAACGAAUGAAAACUAAGGAAACCGUUUUAUUUUUCGUGCUGAGGGGAAACUCACCUGGCUCAGGUAGAGCAGGAUAAAACUACAAAACUACAAGGGCGUCGAGUAGACACUCGUUAGGUGAAGGUUUGGACUUUUUGGCUCUCCUGGAACCAUUGAGUAGGGGAGAGUGUAUGCAUGUGUGUGAGUGUGGGAUGUGUUCCAGUGGACAGCCUCUGUGUUCUGGAAGCCGCCGUUCUCGUCCAUCCAGUGCUGGAGGAAGCAGCUCAGGUUCACAGUAUGCCUUUUGUGCUCUGGGGGUGGGUCUGGUGGCCCUGGGGGUCGUCAUGAUCCUCUGGAGUUUGGUUCCCAUGGAAAUGCCUCAAAACGGGUCAGCCACAAACUCAAGUGACGUGACCAGCAGUGAAACGAAGCUGAAAACCUCAUCUGUGGCAUUUGUGCUAGUCGGGGGAGGGCUAGCCAUGCUGCUGCUGGCGGUCUGUCUGAGUGUAAAGAACAAGCAGAGAAGGAGAGAGGGCAGGGAAGGGGCAGCCACCGUCACACAGUACACUGACCAAGUGCAGGGAGAUUCAGGGGAGAAUGAACAGCCAGCCCCUAACUAUGACGUCCCCAGCUAUGAAGAGGCCGUGACCAGUGGUCAGUAUCCCAUCCGUCAGAGUAACCUCCGCCAGAGCACCACCCAGCUCCCGUCAUACGAGGACAUAAUCACCGCUGUGGAGAACGAGGGGGAGACUCAAAACACUGAGACCGGCCAAAACCCUCCUGCCCCCAGGCCACAGCCCACAAACCCCCAGCCGAGCCGCGCCAGCAGCAAGGCCAGCCGCAUCCUCAGGCCUCUUCGUGUCCGCAGGAUCAUGUCCGAGAAACUCCAUGUCAAAGACAUCCGGCUGAACAUCCAGAACCCACCACAGGGUGGGGCUACCAUAGAGCCACUGACACCCCCACCGCAGUACGAAGAUAAACCCCCUGAAUUCCCAACAGACGGAGUGUGACCCUGCAUGAGACACGCUGUACAAGAUGCACUGUACGGGAUGAUAAUUUUUCUCUUUUCUCUUUUCUUUGUCAGACUUACAAUAUGUGAGCCUUAAGGGAAUCCAUACAGGAAAGAUUCAGCUCAUUGUCAUAAUCAUGAUUUAUGUUGCUGGUGGUUUUUGUUAAGGGGAAAAAUAUCUAAUUUAUCCAGUUUUCCUGUUAGUCCCUGAUAGUUAAUCAGUUGAGACAUCAAAAUUUUAUAUUUUGCUUCUUUAGUUCCGCUCUGGAGACACAAGGCUAAUGUAGCUAACAAGUAAUGGAUGCCUAUGUCCCGUCAGUUAGCACUGUGCAAACUGCAUGCCUCACACUUGCCUCAAACCACACUGAGCUGUUAAGUAGUCUUCAAUAGACUUCAUAUGGUUCUGACACUGUGACAUACUGUCAACUAUAAAAAUGGGCAAAAGUAAAUCACCCAGCUAAAUCCAAUAAUAGUAGGCAUCUUUUAGCUUGAAUUGAGUUCAUGUCCAUUUUUGAGACUUACCAACUUGGUGGGGUAAGCUUCCUUUAUUUGUUAGCUUCCAUCGCUUAUGUUGGUUGGGAAGGAAUUGUGUAAAUUAGAUUUUUCUCAGUAGUAAUUAUGGUAAUGCUAUGCUUGGUCUGGUAUGGAAAUUAUUUUUGUAACUCUGCUGUAGUAAAUGCUGAUUUGGCAGUGGCGGUGUAUCUUUUCAGUAAAAUUUUUAUUUCACAUUUUGUGAUAAAUUUAUAAAUCCAUGACAAGCUCUCUCUUGCUAAUGCUAACUCUAGGGCUUUUUGCUACUAAGGGAUAUCUCAAAAAUACCUCAUGGUUAUCAGGGCUGUACUGAAACUAAACUCAUCACUGUCUGUUUUGAUUCAUCUUCACUAAGCUUAAAAAAAAAAAAGAGUAAAGCUAGACCAAACAUGCUAACCUGCCUAACAAUGCUAAGCUAUUAAUUAGCCAUUAAGAUGCUAAUUCGAGGCUAAUCGAAUUGCAGUAAUUGUUUACAAUAUUAGCAUUUCUGACAGCCAUUUCUUAAAAGGAAAAACGUUUGUAAACCAACCCGUGGAGAUGUCCAAAAACUCCAAAGAAACACACUACCAUUUCAUGUCUUCAAACACUACACCAAAAAAGCUAAAAUCCACCACAAACUCUUGCUCAUGUAUUAGCAACGCUGGUCAUGUUCACUUAAAAAGAAAUGCUUCAGUAGGAUUUUUAAAUAGGAAAGUUGAAUUUUUGAAGGAAGCCUUAAAAAUGUGUAGUUGUUAGUUUAAUGUAUUGUGGGUUGUGUCAUAUUUUGUAGCCACUUGCCACUGUUUUGUGUGAAUUUUGUAUUUAGAAGAAAGACGUAGCUGUUUUUUAAUAGCACUGUUUGAUCAUUCUGCAUGUGACAGAUCCAACAAAAUGGGAAGCUUCUCUUAAAAUAAAAAAAAUAUUUAUUUUCAUCUUUCUUUCAAAACAAAUGUCUUGGGUUUGUAAUAAUAAGUAUUUGUGUGUUUUCUGCUGUUUGUCCAUUUUCUUUAUCUACAUCUUCAUACAAAGACUUUUAGGCUUUCCUUUGGCCUGUGUGCAACUGAUGUUUUGAGAUAAGGUGAAAUUGUUCUGCUGUUUAGUGGUAUCAAGAGUGCUAAAUUGGCUAAAGUGUUUAAAGAGUCCAUCUUGGUAAAGUUUAAAAAAAACAACAAAAAAUAAAGGUCAUGAUUUGAUAUUAAAAUUAGUUUAUGAGGCCUUUAAAUGAUAUUUAUGAGUCUGUAUGGCAUUAAACAUGUUAUGUUAUAAGGACAAAGGGACAUUGUUCCCAUAAAGCUAAUAACUUACCACACCAAAAGUAGCCUAGUAUACCACAUAUCUUUAAAUUUUUACACUGUGCAUAUGCUGUAUGAAAUGUAAAUGUAACUUUCUUUUUUUAACUAGAGAACUUUUUUUUACUCAAAUGAGACUAAUUGACACUUUUAGACAAACUAGAGAACUGUAGAAUGAUGAUAACUGUACUGUUUUUCUAAAUUUUAUGAGACUAUGCUGAGCUCUGUAUGCUAUAGAAAUGUAACCAAAUGUGAAUGUAAUAUUUCCCAGAAUGAACAGAUGCAUUCGAAACAGACAUAUAUACAAUUGCUAGAGCUGCAUGAUAAUUAUUUUUCAUUAUGGUAUGAGUUUCUUUGAUAAACACAUUGUUAAAGGGCUGUGAUGACAAAAUGGCUCAAAUUACAUGAAUAGCAUCAAAGUGAAGUAAUUAGAUUGGUGGGAAUUUAGUGUUAGAAGCCCAAGAAUCUACACUUUAAAA